GGAUCCAGAAAAGCCGAGGCCGCUGCGAGAUGCGUUCCGAAAAGGACGCGGCCGGUGGGACAGGGGCCUCCGGGGCUGCUGCGGCUGUUCGGGGCUCGAGUGGGAGGGAAAAGCCGUCAGCGCCCGCCCACCGCGGGGGGCCGGCCAUGGAGGUCCAGUUCCGCUGGGAGUCGCCGCGGCUGGAGGCCGACACACUGGCGGCCUCCGCCUCUGGCUGUGGGGGUGGCGGUGCGAGCAAACCACGCGAGGAGAAGAGGACGGUUCUGAGCAAGGUUGUCAUCCGGCGGCUUCCUCCCAGCCUCACCAAGGAGCAGCUGGAAGAGCAGCUGCACCCGCUCCCUGCGCACGAUUACUUUGAAUUCUGUACUGCUGAUCUCAGCCUUUAUCCUCAUCUCUACUCAAGAGCAUACAUUAAUUUUAGAAAUCCUGAUGACAUCCUCCUUUUCAGAGACCGUUUUGAUGGAUAUGUCUUCAUUGACAGUAAAGGCCUAGAAUACCCUGCAGUGGUAGAAUUUGCUCCAUUCCAAAAGAUAUCCAAAAAGAAGCUAAAGAAAAAAGAUGUCAAAACUGGGAGCAUUGAGGAUGAUCCAGAAUAUAAGAAGUUUUUAGAAAAUUACUGCACAGAGGAGGAGAAAACUAGUACCAGUCCCGAAACUCUCCUGGGAGAGAUAGAGGCAAAGGCACGAGAACUCAUGGCUAGAAGAACUACACCUCUUUUGGAAUAUAUUAAAAAUAGAAAAUUAGAGAAGCAGCGAAUUCGAGAAGAGAAGCGAGAAGAACGAAGGAGGAGAGAGUUAGAAAAGAAACGCUUGCGGGAAGAAGAGAAAAGGAAAAGAAGAGAAGAAGAAAGAUGUAAGAAAAAAGAGGCAGACAAACAAAAGAAAACUGUUGAGAAAGAAGUCAGGAUCAAGCUUCUUAAGAAACCAGAAAAGGGCGAGGAGCCAGCCACAGAGAAACUAAAAGAAAGAGGAGAGGAAGUUGGUAUUGGAGAUGGAAAAUGGGGGAAAGUUCCUAGCUGUGCUGCCAUAAAAUCCAAGCCCUUAGAAAGCUCCCUGAAGGAGCUCAAGGAAAAGUCACACAAUGACAGUGAUAAAGAACAAAGGGAUAUGGAGAGAAGAGUUCGAGACAAAGAACUUGAAACCCAAAGAUACCACUUGGAGGAUGGCAGAAAGCAUAGAGCGCACUAUGAAUUUGAUAAGAGUCUGAGAAGGACCGAAGAUGAGCUGAAGUGGGGGAAAGGAUGCUCCCAGGACAGAGGGAAGCAAGGGAAGCAGAGCGGCAGCUUCACUGUGGAGGCAGUAGAGAGACUGGGGAAAGAGGAGCAGAGUGAUGAUGACGUGGCAUCCAGGAAGGAGCGCAUGAGGAAUAAGGACCGGCCAGCCAUGCAGCUAUACCAGCCAGGAGCUCGCAUCCGAGCCCGCUUGGGCACUGCCAGCAACACCAGUGAGAGUGGGGGCCCCCCCGCUGAGGAGAGCUGUGAUGGGAGGAAGUGCGAGGCGGAAGCCUCAACCGGGGCCGCUUCCAAGAAGAGUGGAGAGACAGAGUGAGCCAUGUCGUGUCUAAGCCCAGUGUGAGGCUGCUCGGCCCAGUCCAUUUCCUAGACAGUGGCAUGGGCAGUGUAGAACAUGCCCUGUGAAUGCCUCCCUGCAGGGCAGUGAGAACUGGAGAGCGCAGCUUACCAACAUCCACGACGCCUGCUGCAGCAGAAGCACAGUUGUCACUAAACGCGGCUUCUCUAAGUGUUCCCAUGUCUACACUAAGCUAGUAUUUAUUGUUUAGCCCAAACAGAGAAGUUGAUGGCUGUUGGAGCGUGUCACCAAAACACGGAAGCAAAUUCCUAUGUGUCAUUGUGAAUUCUGAAGCACUUUAUACACGCUAGGAAUUAAUUUGCACUUGGCCUUGGUCACAUUUGUAAGCAUACGAUUGGCAGGAAUUGGACCUCGUAGUGCUGCUUGUUCGUUUUCCAGGAGCCACGGUGUCAUUCCCCUGUCCUGGUCUCCGUGAUCAGGCACGCUGCGUGGGCUGCUUGAGCACCCUCGAGUUUCCGUCGAUUCUCGGACACUCCCUCCCACAGCUUGGUCCACCACACUAACCGCUGUAGUGGUGGCUGUGUUCACCACUUGACAGGCACACUGUCGCAGUCUGUGGCUGCGUCCUGGUUGGUUUAUACCAGCAGUGCUUCCGGGGUGUGCCUCGGAGAACACGCGUGGCAUUCCUUGGGGACGGGUAACAUAGGUGUCGCUUCUAGAGUCUCUCUUUUAAACAGCCUUUUUUUUUAAGAACAUAUUAUCUAUCUUUGAAAUGAUGCAUUCUACGGUGGUUCUUCCUUUCAGUGACGUUUUCAAAUGUUAUUGUAUUUUUGGCAAUGUGGCAAUUCUAUUAAAUAAAGAUGGCGUUGCUAUGGAUUUUAAGUCCACUUAGGAUAGUUUUCCUACAGAAAAUUUUACAUAGUAAAAAUUGCCUUUUAAAUGUGGCUUUACUUUUCUGAAUAUUUUGUGGAUUGUUAUUGGUAAAUUAUAAAGUGUUUUAUUUAUUUUAAAAACUAA
Echinops telfairi (small Madagascar hedgehog) is the source of this 2546-nucleotide messenger RNA. RefSeq names its product UPF3A regulator of nonsense mediated mRNA decay (gene UPF3A). Gene Ontology annotation, biological process: positive regulation of translation; nuclear-transcribed mRNA catabolic process, nonsense-mediated decay. Gene Ontology annotation, molecular function: telomeric repeat DNA binding. Gene Ontology annotation, cellular component: cytoplasm; nucleolus. Lineage: Eukaryota; Metazoa; Chordata; Mammalia; Afrosoricida; Tenrecidae. The transcript is spliced from 10 exons. The record is from RefSeq and is a predicted model, not a curated record. The coding region runs from base 30 to 1547 and encodes 505 amino acids.